Lates calcarifer (barramundi perch) is the source of this 5918-nucleotide messenger RNA. It is a transcript of the gene gdap2, whose product is annotated as ganglioside induced differentiation associated protein 2. Bases 295 to 1782 code for a protein of 495 amino acids. The record is from RefSeq and is a predicted model, not a curated record. Lineage: Eukaryota; Metazoa; Chordata; Actinopteri; Centropomidae. The transcript is spliced from 14 exons.
CUCACCUGACGUCGCAGAAUCAGCAAGCAGUUAGCAUGCUGGCUAAAUCAGUAAACCUGCUCAAUUGUCACUUUUAAACUUAAUUUUUGUCUGUUUUUGCGAGUAUUCUGUUUGUUAGUAUGAGAAUUCCGAGACACUACAACACCUCUUGAGUGUAUACACGCCGUGUCAAGAUUUAUUGAUUAUUUUGUGUAUGUUUUUUGGCGUGGGCAUCACUUCUGCCUGGAGGAAAUACAGCUGGCUAAUUAGGGAGACUGCUUGGAGAUCAGGUGUUAGCCUGCUGUACCAGAGGGGAUGGAUCCUCUGGGUGCUCGCUCCCAGUUCGUAGAUAUCCAGACUCUCCCCACAUGGCAGCAGCAGCUGGGUGAGGAUGGUGAGGAGAUAGUGCGGGAUGAGAGCGACAGCCUGCCCAGUCAGCAGGCCUUCCCCUCACCCUUCCCCUUCAGACCGGACAUCAAUCGCAAGAUCAUCCUCUUCACUGGGGACCUUGCUCUUCUAAACUGCACUGCCAUUGUGAAUACAAGCAACGAGUCGCUAAAUGACAAGAACCUGGUGUCUGACAGCAUCCAUCAGCUCGCAGGGCCGGAGCUGCGGGACGAGCUGCUCAAACUCAAAGGAUGUCGGACAGGGGAGGCAAAGCUGACCAAGGGCUUCAACCUAGCAGCAAGGUUCAUCAUCCACACAGUUGGACCAAAGUACAAAGCCAAGUACAGAACGGCAGCUGAGAGCUCGCUAUACAGCUGCUACAGAAACAUCAUGCAGCUGGCCGCAGAGCAGUCAAUGGCGUCUGUUGGCUUCUGUGUGGUGAGCACGACCAAAAGAGGUUACCCACUGGAAGAUGCUACACACAUCGCUUUCAGAACAGUACGGAGGUUCCUGGAGAAUCAUGGAAACAGCAUUGAGACGGUGGUGUUUGCAGUGUCAGACACAGAGGAGUCAGUGUACAAGAAGCUACUGCCUCUGUACUACCCUCGCUCUGAGGAAGAGGAGGAGGCCUGUCUGCCUCUCAUCCCAGCUGACAUUGGCAACUCUGAGGGUGAACCCGUUGUCCCAGAGAGACAGAUCCGCAUUGCAGAGAAGCCAGGCAGCCUGGAAGAUGAUGCUGAAGAGGAGACUCUGGAGUUAGAUCUGGGUCAGGUGGGGAAUCAUGCUUUCGCUCGGAUGGAGGGUGAUGUGGACAAACAGCGGAAACAGAUUCUGCAGGGCCAGAUGUCAGAGGCAGCCAUGCAGAAACAACACCAGAGGAAUUAUAAUCGCUGGCUGUGUCGAGCAAGAGCAGAGGAUCUGUCAGACAUCGCUGCACUGAAAGCCUUAUAUCAAACUGGUGUGGAUAUGUGUGGCAGGACCGUGAUGGUUGUGGUUGGACGAAACAUCCCAGUAACCCUUAUUGACCUUGAAAAGGCUCUGCUGUACUUUAUCCAUGUGAUGGACCACAUCACAGUGAAGGAGUAUGUGAUGGUUUACUUCCACACACUGACGGGCGAGCACAACCACCUAGACUCCGACUUCCUCAAAAACCUCUACGACAUUGUCGACGCCAAGUUUAAAAGGAAUUUAAAGGCUUUCUACUUUGUACAUCCAACAUUUCGCUCUAAGGUCUCAACGUGGUUCUUCACCACCUUCAGUGUGUCUGGGAUGAAGGACAAAGUCCGCUACCUGGACAACCUGCACCAGCUCUUCACCUGCAUCAAACCUGAACAGAUUGACAUCCCGCCAUUUGUCCUGGAGUAUGACGCACGGGUGAAUGGACCCUACUAUCCUGCUCAGUCCUCCGGUCUGUGACAGACAACCAAUCAUACCUCUCUGCUGGGGUAACAAGGUAAAGGCAGCAUGUCAAAUGGAAGCCAAUUUAUGGACAUCAUGUUGCCCAUGUGGUCUGACCUCCUAACCUCCUCUUUGAGACUCUGAAGCAUACUGGGGGAAACUCUCCUUGUGUUCUGUCCCUGCCAAAAAGGACAAAAUUAACAGUCAAAGCCCACAUUCAGCAGCAUGUGGCCUGUUGAGUGUUCAUUCUCACUCACCACAGACUAUUUGUGGAUCUGGUAUGGUUUUUUGGAUUAUGCCUUACACCAGGAGUUCUUCUUCAGCAGUUUCCUCAAACAUCCCUAAAUAUGAAGUUAUCAUGUCAAGCCUGACAGUUGCUCAAAGCUUUUUCCAUUGUGCGGUCAUACGAGACAUCCUCAUCCAUGUCUCAGAAUACUGUCAGACUUUUCAAAUGCUGGACCUUGGAAGAUGAUGUCUGUCUGGAUUUCCAUGCUAUUUAAUUCUGUACUGUGCCACUCUGGACUGCAAAAACUCUGGAUGAGGUAAAGACUAAUUCUGCGUCAAACUUCAGUCUGAAGUUGGAAUUUCCCACCUGGUACAACGCCGUAAUAACAACCACUGAGGUCUCCUGCAGCCCCAUUCAGAAAACCCCAGGCAGUGGAUAAAAAUUCACGCCUGGGAGAUUUUCUUUGAUAGACAAAAAUACUGCUCCUUGUGUAACAGGUUAUGUCAUUCUGUUUGCUAGCUAGGUAAUAUGGAGCAUCAACUUCAGCAUAAAGACUGGAAGCAAGGGGAAAUGGUUAACUCUUAUGUACAAAUUACACAUACAAGAUACAGUGUGUUAGUUUGUGAGCUGUAGAAGUGCUGGUGGGCAGAUUUUCUUACCUUUGAGCAGGGCCAGGCUAGCUGUAGCUUCAUAUUUAAGGGACAGAUAUAAGUGCAUCAUCACACUUCUCAUUUAAUGCUUUACAGGACAGCAUUUAAGAUUUCAAAUGUUGACAUUCUUUAAGCUUUAAAAGUUGCUGUAUGUAAGUUUUUUCAAUUGCUACAUAGCUGUUGUUAGCAUUAACAGCAGUUAGCAGUUUAGAAGAAAUGUUGUGAAUUCAGGAUCAAAGUUAAUUCCUUUAUUUGCCAAGACUUGUCUCCCACAGUGGAAAGCAGCAGCAAUAUUAACACUUAUUUUGCCUCUAAUUCUGUCACUUCUUUUCUUUUACUUAAGUUAGCAUGCUAAUCAACUAACCCCCAGCCCAUCCCAUCUCAUAAUACCACUUCGCAAAAAUGCAGGGCAGUAGCAUUAGUCUAAAAUGAGAGGAUAAAGAAGUAGUGCUGACCAGAGAGCAUAUUCUAACCUCUUGUCUUGUAAACACAAAUGAUGGCUCAAGGACUUAGCAAGCGACCAAUGUAGCAAUAGCAGAAACUUACAUAUAGCACCUUUAAAUCCAACACAAAGUGGUUGGUUGAAUUUAAGGUGAAAAUGUAACUUAAGGAGUAAUGAAAUACUGCUGAUAUCUGCAUCACAAAAACCUUGCUGAUUGCCUUCUGGGGUCCAAACUCUUUGUUUUUUCUGUUGCAUUUUCUUAGCAUGAAAUUUGUUAUUUCCCACUUAAUGGUGUGUCUAGAAGAGUAGCAAGUUUCUGCAGUAGAGGCAGCUGCAAUUUCUGAACAGCAGAUGUAGGACUGCAUUUCUAGGACCUUAAUUUUUCAUUACACUGCUACCAUACAAAAUCUCUUCUACAUGUGUGUAGAACAACUCUAACCCUACCCCUACUGCUACCUAAUUAGCUAGGUGGUGCUAUCGCAAAAAGUCCUAGAAAUGCGAUCCUUGGACAGUGGGCCUGAAACUGCAGUCUCCUCUAGUGCAAGAAUAUAAUAACAGGGCAUAUAUAUGCUUUUUUCCUAAACUCACUGUACUUCUUAAAAGUUGUACUGAAAAAAUUAAUCAGCAAGUCAGUCAACAGAAAAUUAAUCGUCAACAAUUUUUACAAUUCAUCAAUCAUUUGAGUUAUUCAACAAAAACAUUCACUGGUUCCAGUUUCAAAUGUGAGAAUUUGCUGUUCUUUCUGUUUUACAUUGUUAUAAAUUUAACACUUUGGAGGUCACAUAAAAAUAAGCAAACCUAGGACCUCACCUUAGGCUCUGGAUAGGUUUCACUGUUUCUUGAAACUUUAUAGAUAAAACUGAAAUCACAAGACAGACAGUCAGACACAUCUCUUCUUCUAAAGUAGUGCCUGUCUAAAGAUACAGUAACUAGUCUUUCUCAAGGCAGCUUACCUGUCAAGCUGAGGAUCCUUGCUGUCUGCAGAAGCAUUAUACAGCUUUAUGCUGGCAGAUUUCAACCUGGAGGUCAGGAGAUGAUGGAUGGGAUCACAAACAAUAUUCUCCUCCUUUCAUUUCAUGUAUUUACUUCCAAAUUGUCUUACAAUUGUAAAUUUUAUCUUUGAAAUGCUGGCUGAGUUUUUGGCUGCUCUCCUUCCUCUGAUAGUCACUGUUUGGUUGAAUUGUUGAUGUUUCACAAGAAGGCAUCACUUUGUUUUAAAGGUACACAAGCCAACAAGGGUAAAGAAUUGCUGUUUUAUCUCACAUUCACAUGAUGAAGGAAAGUAUCAUUGGUAGAUUUUUCUUUUCUCUAUGCCAUUGCCAUUGGAGCUUCAAGUCUUUUGUGCCUGUUUGUCUGCUAAAGGAUAACUCCAGUAUUUUUAAAGUGGGCCAUGUUCCCAUGUUUUUGGGUGUAGGUGAUUGAGAGGGACAAAAAUCUUGCAUAAUGGUCACUUGUCCAUGUCAAAUAAUUGUCCACUGACAGGCUCAGACUGUUAUUAUAAGUGUCUGACAUUAACAUAGCACAAACAAAUUAACAGAUCAAGGCAGUGGUAUUCCAGCAGCAUGUUCUGCUCUGUAAAAUUACAGUUUUUGUCUGUGGAGUCUAGUGAUAUAUAGCGAUGUUUAUUAAACAAAAAGGAUGUUACUCUUUAAUAAAAUGGUCUGUCUCUGUAGGAAUCCUAUCCAUGAUAUUGUCAGACACUUAUAAUAACAAUCCAAGCCCAUCAGUGUUCAAAAAUACUCAAGUGAGGGUUCUGUUCCUCAGUCACUAAUUUCCUUGUUAUUUGCACAGUUAGCUCUACUUUACUUGGUGUUUUCACAAUCACAAGUAGUUUUAUUUAACUUGGACUACCAGACUGGUGGGUUUACUUUAUCAGGGCAAUUGCAAAUCAAAUGUACUGAACUUUCCAGCAGUCAUUAUGUAGCAAACCCCAUCUGUCUGGUACCCCAAGAGGUAACACUAUCACUAUAAAUGUAGAUUCUGUUUGACUAACGUCUGUCCCUCACUUCUGGACGUGAGGGAUUUCACCUGCACGUAGUUCUAUCUUCACCCCAGUCCUGUCUGCUGUGUUUCCACUCAUUGUCAAGAAAUCAGGAAUCUGUAUUUUUAAAUAACUCACUUCUGCUGGCAAGAAAACAAACUCCUCAUGCUAAAGCUCUUGUCCUUAAAUGUCCUCACUAACAGAUGAUAGGGAUAUAAAAAUCCUGACGCAGAAGCAUGUGACACUAUCAUACAGAGUUCGGCUGGAAACUUAAGGCUUCUUAAAUGGUAACUUACAUGUUAGAUUUUGUAGACUCAUCCAAUGGGAAGAUGUGAUGUGUCAGUUCGACGAAUGUUGUGCUCCAUUUUCAAUCAAUACACAGUUGAUCACCCUGAGAAGAAAAUGCGAACAGUUAAAAAAUGAGAAAAAUAACUUUAAUGAGCUUUUAAAAGCCUUUAAAUCUCAUUUUUCAAAUAAUAAUAAUAAUGAUAAUAACAAUAAUGAUAAUAAAUGAGGGAAAAACAUCUGAUGUGGUGAGAUGAUUCCAAGUAAAACCAUGCUGAAAACUAGUGAAUUUUCUUACACAUUGACAAAAUGCCCCUGAUGCUUCCACAAAAAUAAAGAUUUAAAGACUGAACAUGACAAUGUGUUGUUCAGAGUGUCAGAAAUUAUAACUAUGGAGAAUUUGAAUAAAUCUGGUGUCACUGUUUUCCCCUUCAGUUGUCUCCUUUAUGAAGAAACAACCAGGAACCAUGGCCUCAGAUCAGUGAAGUCAUCAUGAUAUACUUUAAUGUCAGAGCUGUGAUUAUACCUGAAUGUAUAUAAAUGAUGAGCCAAAUUUUGACUGUCUGGAAA